This is a messenger RNA of Colletotrichum tamarilloi, 1077 nucleotides long. RefSeq lists its product as uncharacterized. Lineage: Eukaryota; Fungi; Ascomycota; Sordariomycetes; Glomerellales; Glomerellaceae. Bases 1 to 1077 code for a protein of 358 amino acids. The transcript has a single exon. The record is from RefSeq and is a predicted model, not a curated record.
AUGGAACAUGAAGCUUACGCGAAGAAUUACAUGAGAUAUAUCAAGUCCGGCUACCUGACUGCAUGCGUGGAUGAUGCGGUACCCGAAGCCUUCUCAGGGCCCUCCGCACCGCCUCGAGUAUGGUCUUUCGAUAUGACAGGCAUGAGAGACGUUUUGCGUCCAAAACAGGCAGCUUCGGAACAGAGUGAGAUAGACUUCAGAGUAGAAGCAACCGCCGAGAUGGAAGAACCAGAGGGCGAAACGACGGCGGAAAGACUAUCCCAGUAUCUCAUGUGCAAUAGGGUCUGGCCCCGGCAGGCGGAAAAACGCGAGAUGUUCUGCGAGGCCAAGCUGAGUGUUGACCGAGAAAGAACUUGGGACUUCAUAAUCGGGAACGAUCUCUUCAAGAAAUUCGUCCGGAGGAAACCACAGGCAACCCGUUGCUUGCUGAUUAUGGCUGGGGAGCACUACGGAGAGGUAAUCUCAACGACUGGCAUAUUAGCCGCCAAUGUAAUGGAAAAGUCCGCAUGCAAACGGAACAAGGAGGAUGUUAUCCCGACUUUCGUCAUUGGCUGGUUCUGCGCUGAUGAUACCCAAAUGGAGGAUCGAACAGACCCUGGUAAGCCAGUCAAUCUUUCCUCAAGAUUAAUGAUGGCAAGCCUUGUGUGCAAACUUCGAGAACAGAUGAUGGCUGAGAAGAUUGAAUGCGACCUGUCGUUCAUCAAUAGCGAGCUCAACUGGGAUGACAUCGGUAAAUGGGAACUUGGGGUGCUGAGCGAGAUGUUUGCCAAACUGGUAUUACAGACUCCUGAAGGAAGUCAGAUAAUUUGUGUCAUCGACGAAAUAUGCACUUACGAGGAUCACAAUUUCACUGAUGACGCAGACAAGGCUAUCAACGCAUUGGUGGCAAUAGCCAAUUCUGCAGAGCUGCUCACAGGACCUCGAUCUUUCAAACUACUUCUGACUUUUAAGCACGAGGCUUCCGGAAUAGAUAAAACAUUCAGAAGUGAAGAUCAAGUCAUGAAAGUCCCACAGGAAGCAGAGAUCCCAUCACCCUGUGACGACUAUCCUGAUUUCUCUGCCGGAUUGGAACCCUGA